AUGGCAUCUCCAGUGGUGAUGGAGGUUGCUGCUACGAGCUCAAAGUGCACACGAGCCGACUGCACGUCACUGCGUGAGGAGCUGGAGCUGUUGCGCAGCGACCUACUAGAGCUUGAGAGCGAAAACGAGCAUCUUUGUGAUCAACUGACCUCGGUGCAGUCCGAUGCGAACGCGCGAGAGCUGCAGAUGCAUCAAAGGCUUUCAGAAAAGGAUGAUGAAGUAGUCAAUCUUAAGGAUAAGGUGACAGGACUCAUGAUGCAGCUGCAGCAACAGCUGGAAUUUCGCAACGAGAAAGAGACGAUCUCGCCUGAUACGCCUUUCACUAAGAUUGUAGACGACAAAUCUCUUGGCUUGCAGAUGCAAAAUGAGGCGUUAGAAACCAAAUUGCGGGAGCUGCAAUCACAACUGAAAGAAGAAGCUACGGCUGGUAUCAAAGCACAGCGACUAGUGACCGAAGGGGCCGAGAAGAGCAAAGAUGAGCGUGAUGAGCUUUACACGACGCUAAAGGAGAAUGAAGUGCUGCGGAAUGAGACAGCAAAGCUGAAUGAAGCCAUGGAAACGAUCACUAGGCAAGUUAAGGAGUACCAGAUGUCCUACACUGCCAUGCAGGAUCAGCUCGAGGCUUAUCGUGAUGUGAUGGACGAACAGACGCUGGAAAUGACGCAAUUGCAUACAAAAGUCGAGGAAUUGGAACUGGAAAAGGCAAGUCUUGAAGCACAGCUUAUUGAGAUGGACGAGAAGGAGAGCGACGUAGACGCUCUGAUGAGCGAUAUCAAGGCCAAGUAUGAUAUGGAGAAAGCGGUGCUCCAAGCAGAGCUGAAUGAAGUAAAGCAGAAGUUGAAGCAACAGCUGUUACAUACACAGCAAGCGCAGGAGAGUAACAUGCUAGUUGAUGACAAAGAGGAGAAUAAUCAUACCGGUAUUCGUCGUAGAUCAAGUACUCAUAUGGAAGACCUGGAAAGACAGCUGAAAAUGCUGCAAGAAUUGCGCACUCGAGAUAAAAGCACGAUCCUAGAACUGAAUCAGCGGAUAUUGCAACAGCAAAGCGAUUUGGAGAGCCUUGCGGGGCACUUUACUGGUGACUCUGUGGUCGAUAGCGCCGAUGGGGUUGCUUCACACAGGCAUAAAGCGAAGCUUGAUAGUUUUGAACAGCAGAACACGAUGUUGAAUAAGCGUUUAAAGGAGCAGCAAGAAUUAAUCCAGAAUUUGGAGCUGCGACAAGGUUUUUUAGAAAAGCAGCUAGUUGACACUGAGGAGUGGAAGGCUAAGUACGAACAAAAGGCUGGACUUGAGGAAGUAGUCAAGUAUCAAAAGAUUCUUCGAAUGCAGUUAGAGCAACAGCAGCAAAUUAAUGUCAAGUUGCGCCUGGAUCUAAAUGAGCAAGUAGAGGCAACUAGUAAGAUGCACAUAGCAUUCGAGCGCUUAAAGGCAGAGGUCGGAAAACCUUUUAAUUUUAUGUAUGAUGAUCUCACGAUUGCUGACCACUUAAAAGGCCAAUUGGCAAUUAAUGAGGCUGUGGUGAAGCAAAUGGAAGCCCAGAUCGAGGAACUAGAGGCUGAGCGCUUACGACAUCUUCAGAAGCUGAGAGAUCAAGCACGACUCAACGGACAUAAACUGUAUGAGCAACAUGGCUUGACAACUGAACAGUGGGCUACUAUCGAAGGGUUUAUUGAGCGCGUCAGACAAACACCGGAGGCUGCAAAUGAACCUUUUGACUGCACUUUAGAGCACACGGGAGUACGUGACAGAACUCAGUCAUUACAUUAUCUGGAGACUGCCGUAGAUAAACUCGAACGAAAGUUUGAUGCCAAGUGUGAUGAAAAUACAAUGUUGUUACGGGAUAUUGAGCGACUACAUUGUGAACUGGAGGAUGUACAGUCUCGGCGUCUACUCUUGGCGACAUGGCGGUUAAAAUCUGAGCCAGAUGAUACGAAGAGCGAGCUCUUACACGCGCUUAACGUUGCCAAGGUGAGGUCACAACGGCAAGAAGGUGUUAUUUAUCAUCUAAGAGCAGAAAUUGCCUCGCUGCAUAAAAGAAAGGAGUCGAAGGAGUUAAGGGAAACCAAUUCGCUUAACUACGAUGAAAAUCCAACACAAAAGAAUUUAAACGAAAAGCAUACAAGCGAUAGCGCUGUACCGGUUUGCGCAGGCACACAAACGUCUCCCUGCGCAGAUAAUAUAAAGACUGCUGUACAAAUUCAAUUCGAUGAAUUUGAUUGCGAUGGAGGUGAUGAGUCGCUGCCAGUUUUAGGAGACAAUGAACCCGACAGCUUACACGAAGUGAAAGAAUACAUGGAUCCAGCGAUUGAUCACUUACCAAUAGAGCAAAAGCUUUCUGAUAAAAGCCUCAUAUCAGAACGUAAAGAUGAUCGCACCGACGACAUCGCCUUCAUUGUGGCUAGAGCAAUUGAAGCACAAUUUGCACUAAUUAAAGCCCAGACAGGCACCUUUCUGCCAUCAGUAGCGAUGGGCACAGCAAGUAGUGAUGAUGUAGAAGCAACAUCUGCUUCAUCUAAAGACCUAGCCAAUAAAUCGGACGAAGCCAAAAUUGUUAACCACGAGUCUGCAAAAUCACCAAUGGUCGAUCAAAUAGCCUUUGAGAGUGAGGACGAGAUGAUUCAGCAACUUGACGUCCUGCGUGAGCUGAAUGUCUGCUUAGACGAUUUAGUGACGACCGAAGCACGCAAUGAGGAGCUUCAGAAGCAACUACAUCAGCAUGAAGAAGUUUUCCAAUCCUUGAUGGAUCAGCACACGGUCUUGUAUCAGCACUUUUUUCAACUGUAUGCACAAUACGCCAGCGCUGAGAUUCGUCUUCGUCAUGAUUUGGAUCAGAUGGCAGAGGAAAAGAAAGAAUAUCAGAUCAGGUGUCAUCGGUAUGAGGCAGAAUUGCAUUUGCUACAAAUUCAGAGCCAACAAAACGCUUCAACAACCAGUGACGCACUGAUCAGUGGUAAUGUAGCGCAAUUGCGCUCCGAGGUGAUUGAAUUGACGCGAAGACUUGCCACAUUCGAAGUGAAUGAAGCGCGUUACAAACGGAAAUAUCAUCAGCUGCAUGCGGAGUGGCGUAGCAGUACGGAGCACAAUGAGCUGCUUCAACAUGAGUGGAGCGAAAUGGAGCGGACACUCAAAUAUCGAGUCCUGUACCUCGAAACAUGGAAGCAUGGUGCGGAUGAAAUGAUCGAACGGAUGGAGAAGACGCUAGACAAGAGUGUGCUACGUGAGUUUGUGGACAAGCAGCAGCAGCUGAUGGUUAAUGUCCUGAAAAAAUACAACAUCUUAAGCAAAUUCUAUGCGGAGAUGCACGCCAAGUAUAUAGAGGUGUAUGACUUACCUGCGCAAUUAAGUCAAGCGCAACACAAGCUUAGGGUCUUGCAAUCAGAAUAUAGUACCAGACAUUUCGAUAAAGAUGGAAUCUGUAAUCCUGAUAUAUUACACGAUCGUAUAACGCAAUUAGAAAGCGAGCUGCAAGACCAAGUGAGGAGGGUCCACGAGCUUGAAGAGGCCAAGUGCAAAGAAUUAACUUGCGAGGAAUUAGUGCAAACAUCAGGGACAGAAGAAAACGCUGUGGACAAGAAUGAGCUGCGGAACGAGAACACACUUCUGUACGAGAGAAUAAAUGAAGUUGAGCAACUCUAUGAAAGCCUCGCCUUGGAGUGCGCGAAAUACAAGGGAAUCGCUUCACUUGCUGCAUCACAAGCAAAUGCACUUAUGACGCGAGCUGCUCAGGAACAAGGUAACCGCGAACAGCAAGAAGAGCAAUUGCGCGACUUGAUGGCUGCCUCGGAAGACCACGCUAUUGUUGGGAAGCUCCAGCACCAGUUAAUGCAGAUCAAGACGACAUAUCAGCAGUUUUUGUUGCAGUACAACAAUGUUACCGGUACACAGCAACAGACACUUUUAAGAAAUCAGCAACUUGAGCUGGAGGUUGAGAAGAAGGCCCAGGAACUUACUGCGAUUCGAGAAAAGUCGCGCGUUAACGCACAAAGUAUGGAGAACGCUAUCAAGAUCGUGAAAGAACGUGACUGGAUCGCUCGAAAUACGAAAUGGGAGGCUUUCCGUAAGCGCUUGGAUGCUCUGGAGGAGGAAUUACAAAUUGAGCAUGAACGACGCAAACAGCUUGAAAAAGACUUGGAUGAAAAGCAAGCUCAGCUUCCAUUUCCUGAACUCCGACAAAAUCGAGGCAAUCAAAGCGAGGUCAGUCGGUUAAAGAGCCAGAUAGACGCGUUAACAACGCGAGAACGCUUGCUCAUGGGGCAACUUGAGGCUGUAACCAAGGCUACAGGGUCAAAAGACAGUCAUUUGCUGGCUGAGCUACAAAAGACGAAGACACUAAAUGAAGACCUCAUGCGUAAAGUAGAGACAAUCCAAGCUCGCAACUCACAGCUCUUAAAGCUAAAUGGAGACUUGGAAGCCGAAAAGCUUGCAAUACGGAGCAAAUACGAAGAUCUGGAAAUAGAGUUGCAGUGCGCUCGUACCGAUCUUUCAGGUGGACAGAGACGGCCGCUUGAUAACCAGCGAGACGUGGACCAAGGUUCUAGUCUAUCUCCGUUAAUGCGGCGAAAGGUUGGUCUGUAUGAAAAAGACCAGAUGGAUCUUCAACAAGCGGCCCAGGCGACAAUUGCGAGCUUAAAGCAGCUUGUUGAAGACAAGAACAUGCUGAUCAAUGAGUACCAGCGGAAACUUGCACUUGUUCGGGCUUCAAGUGCCCAGGACAAAGCACAAGAUCGAUUCGAGACGACACAACUAAAUAAAAAGCUCUUCGAGGAAAAUCAGCGGAUGAUUGGUCAACUCAAAGAAGCGAUGGGAACGAUAAGCAGUAUGGAGAGAUCUGGUAAAAGUAAACAGGCAUUGCAAGCUGCUCAAGAGCGUCAGGAUCAGAUUUUGCAAGAGUGGAAGGAGGCUGAAGUUGCAUUGGAGAAAUCAAAACAGCUGAUUAGAGAGCUUCAAAUGGAGCGGAAAGUCUUGCAGAACGAGCGAGACCUUGCUGAGGCACGUGCAGGGGAAGCUUUGGAAGAGAUUGUGCUGCUUAAAGAAAAAGGAGCAGAGUGUGAAAAGCAUCAGCAAAAGUUAGAGCAACAACUUUCAAACGUUAAGGGUGAUAUGACAAAGAAAGAGGAAAAGCUCAAGGCGCUCCGAGAGGCGAUUAUUAGGCUGAAGGAAGAGUUUCUCAAGGCUGAAGAUCGUCACGCGAUUGAAAUCGUCAAAGCGCAGCACGCAAUGAAUAACGACAUUAGUGCAAGGAAACGAAAGGAACAAGACCGCCAUGAAGAGGAAGAGGGCGUGUGGAGAGAGGAGAAGGCACGAUUACAAAGCCAAGUGCUAAUGCUUCAAGAAAAGCUUCGGCUUCUUAAGAAAAAAUACGGUCUGCAAGUGCAACGAAAAAAGCGGACUAAAGCUGAAGAGAAGGAGGAGAAAGAAAGCACAACAGAGGCCAAUGUUCAGGAACUGAAAGGUGAGGUGGAGCGUUUAGAGCGGCUAGUGAAAGAAAGGGCUGUGAAUGAGGCCAGAACAGUUGAAGACCUUGAGAGAAAAAACAAGGUCUUACAAGCUCAAAACCUUGCGCUGCGUGAGGCGACCACUUACGCUCCUCCCGUGUCGACAGAAGUAGUGGAUGCGAACAAGAGACAUGAACAGCUUCAAAAUGAGAAGAAGCUGCAGCGUCGGGUUGGUGCUUUAUUGCAAAAACUUAAAGAAAAACAGGGGGAUAUAAUGAGCAAAAACAGUGAGCUGGAACGUUGUCUCGACCGAAUAUCGAAGUUAGAAACUGAGCUUCAGAAACAACAGGCAAUUAAUGAGAAGGAGCGUUUGGCGAACAACGCGAGUGUUCCUCCUAUCGUUGCUUUGCCUAUCAAGCAGCAGAUGGAAGAUUUGGAGCGCCAGAACGCCUUCCUUCAACGAGAACUAGUGCUGAAGCGUAAAGAGUGGGAGAAAAUGUUUACAUCUCAAAUGGAAAAGUAUGAAGUUCAGCUCCAGCGUUUGCGCCGUCGAUUUGUUCGGCAUGGCAUCACCUCAUCUGAUGGGGAUAUUAAAGAUUGCAAGGAUAAUUUAACCGAUAGUGACUUUAGCUCAAAAUUGCAAAGUGAAGAGCAGCGUUUUUUUGUGGAACAAGACGUUCGAGAAGAGCUUCUGGCUCUUGGUGACGAGUUGCGCACGAAAGAGCAAGACAUGGUUUCAAAAGACACCAGGUUGCUCGAACUGGAGCUGGAGGUUGAAAAUUUGCGUCUGGAGUACAAGCGACUCGAGCGAAAGCAACAACAUUCCAAGGGUGGUGGUUUGCCAGGCAGUGACGGUGCUCCCAAACCGCGUCGCGUAACAGGAGGUCGAGGAUCGCCUUGGGUGACACAGGAACGACUUGAGCUCGAAGGGGUGAUUGAGACCAUGAAGAAAGUUAUUGAAAGGCUUCGAGCAGAGAACGAAAACUUGAAGAAAUCAUCAGCAAAGCAGGCGAUGAUUUCUCCUGAGCGAGUAGAGUCGAUUCGGCGCAAGCUAAAGGAGCAGAAAGAUGCAAGAGAACGACUAGAAGCUCAGUUGGAGAAACUGCAGAUAAACUGUGGAGAGCUAAAAAAGGACAAGUUAAAAUUGCAGCAGAAACUUCGUGCAAAAACAGCAUUUUCCAGCUCGUCAAAAAACGAGAUUUCUACAUUAGAGCUUCAAGUAAAGGACAAAGAUCGAAAGUUGCUAGCGUCCGAGCAAGAAUUAACAGAAUUACGACAUCAAGUGCUUCAAUUGGAAACGCACGUUAAUGCGAUGGACGACGCUCAUGUUCGACAAAAAGAUGUAGAACGCAUCAAGGAGCUUGAAGCCCAAGUGCAUGAACUGGAAGACGAAAAUACGAAACUUACUAAUGAACUCUCGGCGUUUGACGAAGAUUUUUUUGAAGAGAUCGAAGACUUGAAGUACAAAUACACUCAAGCCGUACGCGACAAGCGUCAGUUAGAGAAGCGUCUUGCACGGGAACAUAGUAGUGGCUCUUUUGCUUCAAUCACAGCAAGAUCUGAAUGA
This is a messenger RNA of Plasmopara halstedii, 7002 nucleotides long. Its product is annotated as centrosomeassociated protein. Lineage: Eukaryota; Oomycota; Peronosporomycetes; Peronosporales; Peronosporaceae. The transcript has a single exon. Bases 1 to 7002 code for a protein of 2333 amino acids. The record is from RefSeq and is a predicted model, not a curated record.